CGCCAUUUUGAUUUAGUCCGGCUGCUGCAUUCAAGGAGGAGAGACGGGUUUUUCCCACUACAUUUUACAACUUUAAUAAUCUUUUAAAAUCUGAAACUGGUAAUUAACACCACAUACUUUGUUUACACAACAUACAUUUUGGCAAACGAUAGUGUUAAAGCAUAAAAAGCGUAUACCAGUCUAAACAUUUAGCUCAUGCUAACGAUAAGGUCGCGAGAGACUGGUCAUCAGGUAGGCCUCUGUUCAGUGUAAAUAACGUGUACGAGCAUGUACACAGUUCUUGUGCUCUAAUUCGGACUGAAACUACAUAACGUUAAAGACGUUUUGCCAGUAAUGUCAUUAAGUUAACAUUAUACAGAAUAGCACGUAAAUCUCACUGCGGAAAAUCGAACGUAGAUUGACCCAGCUAGCUUGUUGUUACUUGUUAUUGUUUCACAGUAAGUAUGUGAUUGUUUUUUACUGUACUGGUUUUAACUAAGAUACGCGUAUCUUUAAACCGCCAAGAAGGCGGUUUGUGUCUUGCGGUAUUUGCUAAGAAACGUCGUCCGAGAGAGCUUCGUCAGACCAUUAUCAAUAUACACACUCUAAUAAUUAACAGCAUUGUCUCUUUGGUCUAGUAACUUAGGUCGUUGUUUUCUUACAGUAUAGGUGUGUGUUUGUUUGUUUGUUUGUGUGUGUGUGUGUGUGUGUGUUGUGCUGUAACUUCAGAGUGCUUUCCAUCUGUUACUUAAAAUGGACGACAGGCUUGUUUUUCACACUGAUCUUCAUGGUAGAUCGAGGGCCUUCAUGUUUAGAGUUAAUAAACAACACGGCUGUUGUGGAACUUGGGAAAUCACAAAAUAUACAGUUUGUUGUUCUAUACCAGAUACUUGAUGUCAGUGAUUACUUAAAUAUAGGUUGAAUGCAUAUAAUAUCCAAACUCUAGUUUGUCCUGGAGUCUGAACAGGAAGCAUACUGGUAUUUGUGUCAUGAUGCUGUACAAAUUGUCUCAUUUGUUGUGCACAAUUGCCUGUUUCUGAAUAACCCAAUUUUCCAGGUCCAUGGGGAGUGUUUUUGAUUGGUUUAUAGGUUUAAAUUCAUCCUGUUGGCCCAUUGUGGGGAAUCCCUGGAUUUGGAUAGAGAAUUCAUUGGCAGAAGAUUUUUUUUCUUCAGCAUUAAUAUUCCACAGCUGAUAAUGUCUAGAAGCGUGAAUAUUUUACCCAGCUUUCUACUGCCAUCAGCAAAUAUCGUCAAGUUUUCAAAAUGCCACCAAGUCCAAGAAGAAGCUGAGGAUUUUUUUUCCACACAACCACAUUCUGCCCAUUUUUGCCACAUCGGUUUAAGGCUUUUUUGGAUCCAUUUUUCCUUUGUGGCUGUUUACUUCCCCCUGUUUAUUUCUUAUAGCUAUAUACAUCCAUUGAUUAAAAAAAAAUCCCCAACGGACUAUUGCACCCACCAUCAGUAAUAUUUAGCAGUCGGGCGGAGAUAAAGAUGUCUGAGAGAAAGGAUGUAUCGUAGGAAGACCAGUAUCUCUGGGCGACCCACCCCCCUUUUCCUCUUAUCUCAUGGAUCAAGUGUUCCUUCAGGACUCCACACCACUACGGGAACACCCUACCAGCAGUGUACUCAAGAGGGACACAAGCGUCUCAGCCACCUCAGGGAGAGUCCAAUUGGUCCUGAAGAGAACCAUCUGCUGAUCCACUCAGUUUAAAGUGGGAAGUCUCAUCACCGCCGCGACUCCAGAGGCCUACCAGUAUCGCCAUGACAAACCAUGGAGAUGACUGCUACUUCUUUUACUAUUCUACCUGCUCUAAAGGUGACAGUUGCCCUUUUAGACACUGUGAGGCAGCGAUGGGCAAUGAGACGGUCUGCAACCUGUGGCAGGAAGGACGAUGCUUUCGGAGUAUCUGCAAAUUUCGCCACAUGGAAAUCACUAAAAACCGAAAGGAGAUACCCUGUUAUUGGGAGAACCAGCCAGCAGGCUGCCAGAAAUCACACUGUGCCUUCUUCCAUGAAAGGGCCCGCUACAUUGAUGGCAUGUUUGUCCCAGCUGAUAAAAGUCUGAUCAAGCGUGAGGAGCAGCCAGCUGAGGAACAAGCUCCUCCACCAACUGCCACUCUCACCACUGCAGCUAAUCCACAGCUCAGAGGGGUCAUUAAGACAGAAAAUCAAGAGCCAGUACCCAGCCCUACCCACCCACCAGUGGUGAUUAAUCCUGCAGAUGAUGAUGAGGAUGAAGAUGACCAGUUCUCAGAGGAGGGAGAUGAUGGCAAGGGCGGACCUUCUCCCAGAAAGCAACCCAAAUCAGGUGACUCACUAAAUUUUGGAGUGAGCACCCUGGAGGAGAUCCGACUCAGGAAAGCCCUGAAGGCCAGCAUGAAGAAAGCCGGUUACCCUAUCCAGAGUUCUGAUUUGAGGGCCAAUGGAGAGAAAGAAAAUCUCCAGUCAUUUUUUCGACCAGCCGUCUAUGAGUCCAGAGAAGCACUUGAAGAAACCCGGAAAUCAAGAGGCAGUGUGGCCGAAAGGCUCGGAAGUGUGAAAGGUGGAGAAGGUGUCUCGCUGAAGAGGAGUUUGGCUGAGCGUUUGGGGAAAGUUGUGGAUGAGGAAGAAAAGGCCCCAAAGAAAGCUCUGAAGGACAGACUUGGAUUGUCUGCUGCUCUUGAUGAACCUGAUGCAGCUGAGAGCAGCACAGAGUCAAAGAAAGAAUCCAAACGGAUCCGCAUCAAAACACUGGAGGAGAUCAAACAGGAGAAGGCAGCAAAGUCUCAGAACCAGACCGAUGAGCCCUCCUGUCCUGAAAGCACAAAAACAGUCACUACUAAAGCCAGUAAGGGCGUUAAACGAGCCAUCACAGUAAAAGACGAUUCAAUUAGCCGAGUCAAAACCUUCUCCGAGAUCUUGCAAGCCAAGAAAAAGAGAGAGCAAGAGCAGCAGGAGAAUAGAUCCAUCCUAAAGAAGGCAAAGCACAGAGAAGACAAUGCUCCAGGCAAGAGCCAGGUCAAGCCAGACACAACUGGACCUGGUGCCGAAUCCACAAACGCAUUAGAAGUUCGAGUCAAGACCCUGGAGGAGAUCCGCCAGGAGAAGGCAGCGAGGAUUCAGGCUCAGAAGGCCAUGGAGACUGAAAACAAGACACAUCCUGAUAGUGAAGAGAAUGGAGUUAAGAAACCUCGUCUACUGCGCAUCAACAAACCAGCUUCCAACAGCAGUGACACAAUAGAGAAGAGUGUUGAGGUUCCAGAAGAAGGUGCUGCUCCUCAGAUCAGCCCUGCCAGACGCAACGUCAAGGUCAAGACCUUUGAGGAGAUCAUGCGUGAAAAGCGUCUUCGCAAACAGGAAAUGGAGGAGCAGGAAAAAGCAUCCACUGAAACAACACUGAAACAGACAGCCGAUGGGGGCCUGAAAAGAAAGGUUGACUGUCUGACAUCACCAGGCUCUUUAUCCCCUUCCUCCACCACCCCAACUCCCGACACAACUCCUUCCAACCAAAAGUUGCCUGUCCGUAAACUGAUCCCCCUCAAAGCCAAGGAUGCCUCGCCUCUGAACAGCACUACGUCUCCUGGUGCAACAGUUGCUGCUGUUGCAGUUGUGACCUCAGUCCCCAUUAAGCGGAGCUCUUCUCCACAGGAGCAGGAGUUCCACUCACAAAGCCCAAGAAGCUCCAGGGAGGUUCCAGACAAAAACACAAGAAACUCUACGGGACUGUCACCUUCCAAACAGGCUGCUACUGCUGAUAAUCUGAGGAAAUCCCCAGAGCACACUAUAGACACCAAAGUGAGGCCCAAACUGAAUGUGAGGCCUUCUGUUGUGAAGCCUGCAGUGCACGUGAAACCAGGCCAGAAGGGGAGGGGAACGGAGAGAUCUGCUGUAGCUGCUGUGAAACCCUUGAACAGCAGCUGCACGAAGAUGGAAGAGCCACUGCAGGAGACAGCGUCCAAUGAAGUACAGGUGUUCCCAUCCUCCAGUGCAGAGGCUCAGCUGAGCUCUACUGUCCCACGCAGUCCCAGUACUCUGCUGGACUCAACCUCCAGCCCACUGAGAGAGGAGCUCCAGACCGUCCCAGUCUUCAGUCAGAGUCCAAGCCAAGAAACCAAGUCGACUGUCAGUGCAUCUUCUUCAGGGGAGGCUUGUGCAGUCCCGCAAAGCUUGGUGCAGAAAACUCCCUCUCAGCCAAAGGUACGGAGGCAGAGCACAAGUGUGUCCCGCACCCUCUCCACUUCUGCGCUCUCCUCCUCCUCAGCCAUGGACGACUUUGAGCAGCUGAUGAACGAGUUCACCGAUGACCACCUGGAGGAAGAUGUGGACCCCAGCAUCGGAGAGGACGACCUGCUCCAGGAACUGUCGGAGAUGAUUGACAGCUGAGAGCCCUGUUGUGCACAAUCAACACUCUGCCCCAAUUUUUUUUGUCUCUGUAUUUACAAGUGGACACUAACAUCCGUGAUCUCUCGACUAUUUUGAAAGCAUUUUUGAUGAGAAGUUACACUCAUUUUAAGAUUUUUGUUUCAUUUUAGUUCUUCUCUCAUAUACAAUCUUUGUUUUUAUUUCCUGACCAUGUGCACAUGGUAUGACCAGCAUUUAAUCUGCAGGGCUUUGUCAUGUGUGUUGAUGUUCACUGUCCAAAGUCUCCGUACGGAUUACAAAAGCCUGAGAAAGAGGGCUUCUGCGGUAUUGCUAACAUGACAGGACUCGGUCCAAUUUCAAAUAGCACCAAAUUGUACACCAUAUAGCUGCGGCCUGGUGUUCCUUAAGACUAGUCCUCGGAACUGAGAAAAGAUGCAUAAAACAGUCAAAGCUGAGCAGAAUUCAACUAUGAUGUUGGGAAUCAUGCAGACUAUAUUGUAGAGACACGCCUGACAUCUCAGCUUCAGCUGCUGAUAUGACUCGGCACUUUUGAGAUGCCAAAAACAGAAUGAUGGGGAAAAAAACUGCAAUAGAUUAUUACAAUUAUCUGUAAAUAUCAGGAGAUGGGUGCAAAGGAACAGCUUCUAACUGGCUGAUUGACUUUGCUUGUGGACUGUCCUUUCCCUUCAUGGUAUGUCUUUCUUUGUCUUUAUGGGCUGGGGAGUUUGACUGUUGUAGCUGAGACAAAAUGGUGCAACAAGACUGUCACACGAACUGCAACAGCCCUCGUCAAGAAUUAUUGGUUGAUGUUAGAUGUUGGAAUGAUGGAUUCCUAUUUCGGAGAGAGAGAGAAGUGAUAUUUGUAUACUGAGUAUGCAGAGGGAAUAUAGGAAUAAUCAGUACUGCUGCAUGUAACAGUAGACCCCCCACCCCCCAACUAACUUCUGUUUGUGCUGUUAAUGGGUGGAUGGGACUGUUGUUGCUCAGCCAGUUCCAAGUUGAGGACGUGUGUAAAUGUUUGUGUUGGACUUAAAUUAUGAGGCCGUCAAAGCGGCAAAGGUCAGAAUCAGUCAUGAGCAUGUAACAACCUGUGACUGUCCCUCGUCGAGUCAUGUUCUGCGUAUGUUUUGUUCACCGGUUGUUUUAGUCAGGGACACACUUUGAAACGUUUGUAAUAAAUGUAACACCUCAGGGACUGUUUCUGAUUUCGUAAGCUCUUUAUGUGUUUCACAAACACUGUCGUUCUUGUCGGUAAUGCUGUCUUAAGUUGUUUUUCGUUUUGUUUUUUUUAUCAAUGAGUUCUUAGUCUUGAGUUUUUUUUAUGUUUGCUCUGACCCUUUUCCUCAAGCUUACUAUUCAAAGUGACUUGUAAAUAAUGCUGUGUAAAUAAAAAUGCUUUUAGUGAA
This is a messenger RNA of Solea senegalensis (Senegalese sole), 5726 nucleotides long. It is a transcript of the gene zc3h11a, whose product is annotated as zinc finger CCCH-type containing 11A. Lineage: Eukaryota; Metazoa; Chordata; Actinopteri; Pleuronectiformes; Soleidae. The coding region runs from base 1741 to 4341 and encodes 866 amino acids. The record is from RefSeq and is a predicted model, not a curated record. The transcript is spliced from 16 exons. Gene Ontology annotation, molecular function: metal ion binding.